This is a messenger RNA of Aphanomyces astaci, 687 nucleotides long. RefSeq lists its product as hypothetical. The record is from RefSeq and is a predicted model, not a curated record. The transcript has a single exon. The coding region runs from base 284 to 664 and encodes 126 amino acids. Lineage: Eukaryota; Oomycota; Saprolegniomycetes; Saprolegniales; Verrucalvaceae.
UGGAAAUGAUUUAAUAUUUAAUGUUAUAGUGUAUAUGAGCAAAACUAUAUGAGAUCACGAAACCGGGGGCUCAGCCAGGGUUGCUUCAAGCUCAAGGUCGAGAUAGUCGUAGAAUGUAGCACUGUCUGCGGGAGCAGGGGGGUGGCGUCGAGCCGUAGUCCACGCAAAAUCGAGGCCUGUUUUGAGAUGAAAUCUGCGGCCUGGUUGAAUUACACGAGAGAGCGUGCCUGCAGGUAGGAGCUGCGUAAGCUGGCGUGGCGUAUGCGGUGGGGUCUUCGAAGUUAUGGAUUACAAGGUCGCUGUCGCCGCAGACCCGGAUAUGUGUCUAAGUCCCAUGUCGAGGGCUAAUUGUAAGGAACGGUUCAAUCUAUCAUAUUCUGGGUUGUUGUUGGUAGUGGCGGAGGGAAGUAGUGAGCUUCGUAUUCACAUGCGAGAGGGACGCCGAGGGGCAUCACAAUGUAGCCGGAGCACCAACACGAGCUUUCCAUUCGUGCUGCCCCGUCUAAUAGGACAAGGCUAUGCUCCGGUUCAUGAGAGUCGACCGAGGCGUGGGUUGCAUGGGAAACGCGGCAUUGACGAACACAAUACCCAUAGACGAUGGUACGGAGUUUGUGUCGGUUUACAGCAUGAUAAGUCGCGAGUUCUUGGAAGUGGCAGAGAGUGAUGGUGGGGAGAUGUUGGAGCUGG